Messenger RNA from Jatropha curcas, 912 nucleotides. RefSeq names its product FKBP-like peptidyl-prolyl cis-trans isomerase family protein. Lineage: Eukaryota; Viridiplantae; Streptophyta; Magnoliopsida; Malpighiales; Euphorbiaceae. Gene Ontology annotation, molecular function: peptidyl-prolyl cis-trans isomerase activity. Gene Ontology annotation, biological process: protein peptidyl-prolyl isomerization. Gene Ontology annotation, cellular component: cytoplasm. The record is from RefSeq and is a predicted model, not a curated record.
AAAAUGCCGGCUUUAUUCCUUCCAGUCAAAACAACUCGCCCAAAGACGCAUAUGGCCACCGAUAUCAACUGCAAUUUAUCCGAUCUAUCGUCUCCGAUUUCCCCGUUUCGUCCCCAUUUCUUUGCUACUUCAUUGCGACGGGCUUUUAAGAUUUUAUGAGCCAUGGGUGAUGCAGUUGAUUUAACUGGAGAUGGAGGUGUCAUCAAGACAAUCAUAAGGCAAGCAAAAGCUGGUGCAAUUGGUCCUUCAGAGGAUCUUCCUCUUGUUGAUGUUCAUUAUGAGGGCACACUUGCUGAAAAUGGUGAAGUUUUUGAUACUACACGUGAAGAUAAUACUGUGUUCUCGUUUGAAAUUGGAAAGGGCUCUGUCAUCCAGGCAUGGGACGUUGCACUGAGAACAAUGCAGGUUGGGGAGGUUGCAAAAAUCACUUGCAAGCCAGAAUAUGCCUAUGGCAGUGCUGGGUCCCCACCAGAUAUCCCACCCGAUGCAACGCUUAUUUUUGAGGUGGAGUUAGUGGCCUGCAAACCACGGAAAGGCUCCAGUAUAAUUAGUGUUUCAGAGGAGAGGGCUAGGCUAGAGGAGCUGAAGAAGCAAAGGGAGCUUGCUGCUGCUGCAAAAGAGGGAGAGAAAAAGAGGAGAGAGGAAGCCAAAGCUGCUGCAGCUGCCCGUGUGCAAGCCAAGCUUGAAUCGAAGAAAGGGAAGGGAAAAGGAAAGUCGAAAUAGGGCUAUAUCACAAAUUUAUUUAUGAAGAUAUUAAAUUUGAUGAAGUAGUAAAGAUAUACAUGAAACUCAUAUGUAGCCAUGUGAAAUUGACAUGUAUAAUGUGCUGUUAGCUUCCAAAUUCAGAUUGAAAUGGCUUAUAAGACCUUAACAUUUCUAAUAUGCAAUUAGUUCCGACUGUUUUGAAUAGUC